AUGCGUCGGGCGCGGGUAGCCGCUCGUCCGAAUAUCUCAGCAGCUCCUAAACAAAAGCCCAAACCAUCAGCGGAGCACUGCAAUAGCGAGAAGCAACUACUUGAAACAAAAUGUCCGCCGAUCGGUGCAGACGAAACCCGAAACGAGGCUCAUGUUGUAAAUGUGCAAAAAAAAGACGUAACGUCGCCCGUAAUGCUCAAGAUCUUGGAAAAUACCUGUGAAACAGUCGAAGCGCCCGCCAUUUCCCCGAGGAAGGUUGCUUUUGUGUCACAAGUAAAAGGCGAGGGUGGGCGAUUGUCCAGCUUUGCCAUGAUGUCUCCGCGCAGAAAUCGCAUGAAUUCUGUUUCGUCAUUAUGUGAUGGACCGUCUACACGGAAAAAAUUUCGCAAGUUUACCGGGGAGGAAAUGUUAGACACGAAGCACAUGCGAAUGUCUGACUUGGUCGCCUGGAAUCCAAAGAACGAACAAAAGCUGGAGCGCAAAAUAACCGAAGAGGCGCUAGCGCGAGAAAUUAUCCCUAAAGAAGAAAAGAAGCUACCGAUGGCGCCACAGGUCUCAAUCGGGCCCGACGGGAACCUCGUGCUCGACGAAACGAGCCUGUUGAUUCGAGAAACGGAACAAAGGGAUGUGUGGGAAAGUGUCGACGAGGAUCGACUACAUCGGCACACAACGUCAAUGUCUUUCCGGGCGCGGAAUUGGAAAAAAGGUGCAGCAUGGAGUGACAAGGAAACGGAUCUCUUUUUCGAAAUUCUACGCCAUACUGGUCCGGAUUUUGGACUAAUGCACGAAUUUUUCCCGACACGUGCCAGGAACGAGCUGAAGAGCAAGUACAAUCGAGAGGAGAAGACAAACUGGGCGCGCGUGGAUCAGGCUUUGUCGUUGCCGGCGACGUUAGACAACAAAUUGUAUCAGCACGCGGAGCAGGUCAUUAACGAGAUCAAGCAGGAGGAAGAUGAUAAACGCAUCCGGAAAAGGAAGAUUAAUAUGGAGGAGGCACGCAUCCGCAAUCGCGAACCGCACUGGGAUGAGUCGCAUUUGGAUCUCGUUGCGGAGGCCGUGAAAAUCAUCGACAGCCUCGAGCAGCAACCGGACUACUUUGAGCUGAUUAAUGAAGGGCGAAAAGCAGCCAAGCACCACCAGAUAGCCAUGGAAACCAAAAAUGCUGUUCAAGUUCUGGAAAAAGCGUCCGAAGCCAAGAAGCCCCCUGCGUUGAUCGGUUAUGGACCCACCGACCAAGCUGUUUCAAAUGUUUGCGAAGCUGUGAUGAUCCAGACAAAAAAAGUGUUUGAUAAAGCCGCCGUGGAGAAGGUUUACAAAGCAGUGCGCGCCGAUCACCAUGGAUUUGGCAGCAGAUCAGAGCAACCGGCUGCCGCAGCAGAGAGCAGCUGCCUGACGGAGCUUCCCUCCUCAUCCGUGACCGACGUACCCGCCGCAGUAGAACUGGUUGUAGAAGAGCCCCCGCUACAGCGGCCGAUCGCAAUCCGACCAAUGUUGGAUCCCGCUUCUCUUAUCGCCCUCCCACCAAUAUCCGACAUGUUGCCACCUAUCUCACACUUUCAGGAUUCCGGCGACACAUCUUCGGCCAGUGCUUUUACUACACUACAGGCCGCCGCUGCCCCACUGCACUUAUCAGAAGAAGGGCCAUCGGCGUUCUCCGCCCCAAGCCAGGCUGACAAAGCGGGAACAACUACCACUUAUUUGGUUUUUGAGGAACGACCGAUGCCCGUAAUGACGCCUUCGACAACCGCCGAAACUACUCCAACGGAGGUCGCUGCUGCCCUUUCCGGAACAAAUUCAACUAGUACAUCGUUUGAUUCUGAAGAAUUGAUGUCGAUGGGCAACUUCACCGGCAAAUCGAGUACUUUCAAACGGGCCGCUGUCAGCAAGAAGAUUUCGUCUCGGGAUCGUCUAUGGUCGUCACGUUUUCCGUUAACUGCCACUAAGAUUGCGCACGGGCCAGAAGCAAGGGCAGCAGUCGUCGAAUCGGAUAUUCGAUGUGGGUCAAACGUGGAGCAAGCCGAACUCUCUGCAAAAGACACUCUUCCGCAGUCAAGUGGGCAGCCAGCAGAAGUAUCAGGGGAGAGCAAAAGCUCUAUCUCGCCCGUUCGGAGGCCCACGAAGCGUUCUUUGCUAAAGACGGCAUCUCCUCUUGUAGAAGCGUCGGCCACGAUAUCAUCUCCUCCAGAUAACCCCGAUGUCCCGGAACCCGAACCAUCGUCUUUGCUAAAAGAGGAGCUGCUUGUCUCUGAAGUCCCGGUGCCGAAGAAAGUCGAAAUCCAAGACGUCGGAGGACUUAAACUAGCGGUCCAACCAGUCGCUGUCAAAAACCUCGGAAAAGUCCUGAUUCGCCGACCUGCCAGAAAGGCAUUUGUGGCGCCAGUGGCAAAAUGCGCUGAAAUUGCGGUGCCAGCAACGGAGUGCCAGGAAGCUCCUCUGGAACCGGCCCCCCAUACUCUCACACGACGCAACGCGAGAAACCGGAAA
Messenger RNA from Mesorhabditis spiculigera, 2484 nucleotides. The record is from the annotation of a GenBank genome assembly. Lineage: Eukaryota; Metazoa; Nematoda; Chromadorea; Rhabditida; Rhabditidae.